CAGCAGCGUUGAACAUCCAUCGGUCCGACGGCUCAUGGAUCCCCAGUGAGAAGGGCGAGCGCUCCGGCCAGGGGCGGGUAAGGACGACCCUUCGGUGGUUCUAAACUCAGGUGUACGAGGUGCGAUGGCGCUCUGCUCUGAGGCCUGUGUCUCUGGCUCAGGGGGAGAAUCCUCCAGCAGCGAGGGGGGUUCCAGCUGUCUUCAGUUUGGGGUUCGCUCCUACCUGCACCACUUCUAUGAAGAGUGUUCAUCCUCCAUGUGGGACAGAGACCCAGAGGAUCGAGGGUUCGUUCAGAGCCAGAGGUCAACACUGUUAUGGAACUCAGCAGUCUGGAAGGUGUCCUUGGCCCUGGGUCUCCUCAUCCUGACUGCAGGUGUAGCCAGCCUGUCGGUCGGAUACUCCACUCCCCAUAGAAUCGAGUCCUUCGGGGAGGGGGACCUGUUCUUCGUGGAUACUCAGGCCAUUAACUUCAACAGGGGCCUGCACUUGAGCACGGCAGCCGGGAUCGGCCUCUCCUGUCUGGGAUCGGCCCUCGCGGCUAUGGGGAUUGUCGUCUGGAUCCUGCCCAGGUCCAGGUUGAAAGAGAGGCUGUUCCACAAACCGGGGGAAGGGGAGCGGAGAGGAGAGGCGUCAAAGUGGAGAGGGUUUAGCGAGGUGGGGGAUGUGGUCACCAAGCCGCCAGGUUUAGAGGAGGAGAAGAUCCCCGUCACACUGUCCAAAGUGGAAAAUGUACAGCCUACGUCUUAGAAUAGAUUCCUGCUGAGGUACAUGGUGCACAGGCUUUUGUUCUUGUCCAGGGGCAUCAUCUACAAGGUUUUAUGACCACAUGGGGCCAUUUUAUCUUGUUUAUAUCAACCUUUUCAUGUAUGAAGUUUGAAAAAAUAUACAGAUUUUUGUUGUAAUAGGUGUUAUUGUUCAAAAUUGUGCUAAAGAUCAUAACCAUUUUAGUAUUUUAUUGCAAAACUUUCCACAUGUGCAGAAAAUAGAUGUUAUGUUAUGUUAUGUUAUGUUAUGUUAUGUUAUGUUAUGUUAUGUUAUGUUAUGUUAUGUUAUCUUAUGUUAUGUUAUGUUAUGUUAUGUUAUCUCUUUUGUACUCAGAGCAGGUCGUUUCUUGACUAACAAUAGCCUCUGUUGCCUACGUCCAUAGCAACAGCCCAUACACUGAUGUUGAUGAAUAUCCUCACUUCUGCUCCUGUAAUGUUGCAACAGUUUGCAACACUACUGUAGCUACCCUUAACCUAGAAAUAGAGUCACCUAACAUUAACAAAUGACCGGCUCUCCGCACAGCACAGACUCCAACAUUAACUUCACAAAUCUCGAAUACUGAACCUCUCUAAAACAAAUUAGUGUGAGCAAUUUAUUUUAUAUAUAUUAGAAACAACAGGCA
Sphaeramia orbicularis (orbiculate cardinalfish) is the source of this 1388-nucleotide messenger RNA. It is a transcript of the gene nrsn1l, whose product is annotated as neurensin 1-like. Gene Ontology annotation, biological process: nervous system development. The record is from RefSeq and is a predicted model, not a curated record. The coding region runs from base 125 to 748 and encodes 207 amino acids. The transcript is spliced from 4 exons. Lineage: Eukaryota; Metazoa; Chordata; Actinopteri; Kurtiformes; Apogonidae. Gene Ontology annotation, cellular component: neuron projection; neuronal cell body; transport vesicle.